AUGAAUGCCGCAGAACCGCCUCACGAGCUGACACCUGUUGCUGCUAUGCCUAAAGAAGGAACCAAUCAAGUGACGCGUCAAGUUAGGCAGCGCGUGCAAUCGCGCGUCGGACACUCAAAAGCUCCCGAGGAGCGGGUUGUCCGCCACACUGCGAAGCAGAAGACAGUUUCAUCACAAUCUCCUCAGGCGAAGCCGAAAAAGAAGAAGACCAAGACUGAACCUCUGAGCGAGUACGAGCAGAUGUUUCUGUCUUGCGUCGUACCAGGUCACGUCGUCAGCGACCUGGACACCCCCGAGUUUGACGCCGCCUGCACGAGAAUGGAGCAGGCCUGGGAUGGGACUCUCCCCGAGGGCGCAGAACCGCCUGUGUACGCAAGUCACUACAGCUACCUCCCCGAGCAAUAUCGCAUCCCGCAGGGCACCGUCAUCCCGCCCGGCGCCCCGGCGACCUCGAACGGAGGCACUCAACGCAAUAUCUUAUGGAGCGAGGAGACGACGGACCUCGCGCUUCUGGCCGAAUUCGGCAGCAUUGAGCUGGGGAGGAAAUGGUUGCGUCAUGUUACUGAGAAUGCGGAUACCAUUGGGGGAACGCCCCACCCGGACGAUCCGUCCAUUCGCACCAUCGCAAUCCCCGGCCGCACGUAUCACCUCCGACUAUGGACUGGUGGCAUGGAUCAAUCGCGACUGGUCUGCUGGAACUUCAUGGACAACAAGACCGGCAAACCUCGCUUGCGGCCGUCCAAACUGAAGAUCUACGGUGUCAUUGAAGGCGAGCGAACACGCCUUGCCUCGUUGGAGGAAGGCUGCAACUUCGAUCUGAAAAAGUCCAAGUGGCCGGAAGGCGCGACUGAGACGUUCUGCGCCGAAGACGGUACUAUCGUCGACUUCAUCACCGGGAAUAGCUCGCUUUUGCGACUACAGCUCCCGUCUCGUCCGUUCGCAGGACCCCCGCGCAUCAAGAAGUAUCGGGAGUACAAAAUAUUACCUAUCGAGGACGAUGACGAUGAUGACGAAGAGGAUGGCGAGAAACUGAACGGUGGCGAGGAAGGGGAAGACUGAGCUCUGCGUCACGCGCUCAAACCACGCUGUACAUCUACUGCUCACGCUUGCAAAUGAGAAAUCCGUGACCACGGCAUUAUUCAACUCCCCGCAAUCGUAGGCUACGACAGGGUAGACAGAAGUAUUGCACUGGUAUAUUUUGCUUUAU
This is a messenger RNA of Schizophyllum commune H4-8, 1207 nucleotides long. RefSeq lists its product as uncharacterized. NCBI's taxonomy places the organism in Eukaryota, Fungi, Basidiomycota, Agaricomycetes, Agaricales, Schizophyllaceae. The record is from RefSeq and is a predicted model, not a curated record. The transcript has 3 exons. Bases 1 to 1059 code for a protein of 352 amino acids.